AAGUCUUGUUGAAUUAUCACUAUAUUCACUUGCCUAUUUAAGCGUUAACGUUGUAAAAUAGCGUUUAUGCGUCUUUAUAUAAUUGAAAAUUAUCAUUAUUUACACAGUCUAAUCUCCCAACUGGCAAAUCCUUGUUCGACCCACUGUAACUUCCACCGGCGAGAGAGAAAAAACCUGAAGAAAUUGAGUUAAAGAACGGAAACCUCAUCACUAAUAGAACAUUUUGUGCCCAUAAUUAAUUUAAAAAAUGCUUAAAAGUACUUCGACAUUAGUUAGUUUGUUUCCUGUUUGGAAGGGAUUUAGACCUCCUCUUCCUCCAUUCGCAAAUGCCAACAACAACAGCCGUCGAAGGAACAGGAGAGUGCACUCAGGUCUGACAAGUGGCAAGCAUUAGAAAACUUUCUUUUUAACCUGAAGCUCAAUUCCUCCGGUCCUUUGGGAUCAUGGCUAAAGAUGCUGGUCUGAUUGAAGCAAAUGGAGAGCUGAAGGUUUUCAUCGAUCAGAAUCUGAGCCCCAGCAAAGGUGUCCUUUCCUUGGUCACUGUCCAGCCUACAGCAGCCCCCUUGGCAAAACAGCUACUUCCCAAAACCCUUGGUCCAUCCAAUGUGAACGUUGCUGCACACAUGCAACAUUUGCCUCACAUGGUGAUUGGAACACCCCAGAGGCCUACAGUAUCAAAUACCAUUUUGGUAAACAGUCCACAUACACCAAGCUCCCAGUUUCUUACUCAGACUCAGCCAGCUGAUGCUUCUCCUUGGUCAUCAGGGAAACGAGGUAAAAAAGGGGAAAAGAAUGGAAAGGGCUUAAGACAUUUCUCCAUGAAAGUGUGUGAGAAAGUGCAAAAGAAAGGAGUAACUACAUACAAUGAAGUUGCAGAUGAGCUGGUGGCAGAAUUCAGCUCUUCAGAUAACCACAUGUCACCCAAUGACUCGCAUGUGUAUGACCAGAAGAACAUUCGGCGGCGCGUUUACGAUGCACUCAAUGUUCUCAUGGCUAUGAACAUCAUCUCUAAAGAGAAAAAAGAAAUCAAAUGGAUCGGCUUGCCCACCAACUCAGCACAAGAGUGCCAAAACCUUGAGGUGGAAAGACAAAGGAGGCUGGAGAGGAUUAAACAGAAACAAUCACAGCUUCAGGAACUCAUACUGCAGCAAAUAGCUUUUAAGAACCUGGUUCAGCGGAACAGGCAGACAGAGCAGCAGGCAAACAGAUCUCCACCUCCUAACUCGAUCAUCCACCUUCCCUUCAUCAUUGUCAACACCAGCAAGAAAACUGUCAUUGACUGCAGCAUCUCUAAUGACAAGUUUGAGUAUUUGUUCAACUUUGACAGCAUGUUUGAGAUCCACGAUGACAUUGAGGUGCUGAAACGCAUGGGCAUGGCCUGUGGUUUGGAGGUGGGAAAGUGUUCUCCAGAGGAUUUGAAGGUUGCACGGAGCCUGGUGCCAAAAGCUCUGGAGCCAUACGUUAUAGAGAUGGCAAAGGGUCCUAUCAGUAAUGUCUACAUCACUGGCGGAUCAUCUGCUAAUGGAGCACGCUACCCCACAAGUGAUGGUUGCACUGAUGGCACCAUGGCUUCUAGCUCAAAUGACUCUCACUACAGUGGGUCUCGUGUGGAGACUCCAGUGUCGUACAUGGGGGAUGACGACGAUGAGGAUGAGUUCGAUGAGAAUGACGAUGAAGACUAAGUUGUCUACGCCUCACCGCUCCAACAAGCACAGUCCCUCAAACCACCUUCACCGUGGGAGUCAAAUCCUCUUUUGUGUGUUUCUUCAACCUUUCCCCUGUUCCCCAUGCCUGUAUUUCUCUCUGGCUUACUCAGGGGUGUAGUUGAAUAUUGGAAAAAAAACAGGUGUGUGUAUUGCACCCAGUCCUUAUCUGCUCCUGAAUCACGUGCACCUGCACCACAGUUCUCCAGGAGGUCUCAUCCAGCUGAUCUGUGGUCCAGCCACCACACUGAAGUCUUUGUAUGUCUAAUCCACUUCUAAUAAGCCAUCCCACUAAAACAACCUGUACAACCUACUGCUGUUGGAGAAUGUAUAAUGUGCUUGUUUGAACAGUUAUUCCUAUUAUUUUGCAAUUUCAAAUGGCAGACAUGAUGACGAUCAAAAUGUUCCAGGACGGCCAAAGUGUCUGCAUAACGUGCUGUUAGUGCAACACCGUGGGUUCUGAAUGGCCAAAUGCAGUUGCCAUGGCAUCCCAGGAUGGGGCUCCAUCAGAUGUGUUGAUAUUUUGUUUUGUGUUCCGGGCAAUAAUUUGAAAUAGUUUCUUUCCCCCAAUGUGUUGGACUGGCUUCCUUCUGUUCUGUAGGCAGCUGCUUUCCUGAUCUCGUUUGCUAGUUUAUUAUUUUUUUGUAUUCCUGGACUUGACUAAUCUCCGCCCUGUUUAUGCCUUGGUAGUGUUUACAAAAAAAUGGCACCAGCAAGGUAAAGACUUUCACAACCCAGGCUCCUCAUAGGCAAAUAAGCUUUGUUUGUUAAUUACAUAUACAAAUCUACAACGAUUGUAGCUCAUAGUAUCCUUUAGAGGCCAGUGGUUAGACCUUCAGAUAGACUUUCAAAAAUUAUCGAUGUAACAAUGUGUGGUUGUAAAGGUCUUGAUGUAUUCCCUUCAAAGAUCUCCCUUUUAAAACUGAGCAACACAUGUACUGACUCUUCCAAAUACAUUUUCUGUAAUCUAAUAUAAGUUUGCAAAUUAAAUAUAGAUUGUUUUAAUAA
Messenger RNA from Betta splendens (Siamese fighting fish), 2711 nucleotides. It is a transcript of the gene tfdp1a, whose product is annotated as transcription factor Dp-1, a. Gene Ontology annotation, biological process: regulation of cell cycle; regulation of transcription by RNA polymerase II. The record is from RefSeq and is a predicted model, not a curated record. The coding region runs from base 444 to 1682 and encodes 412 amino acids. Gene Ontology annotation, cellular component: nucleus; transcription regulator complex. The transcript has 12 exons. Lineage: Eukaryota; Metazoa; Chordata; Actinopteri; Anabantiformes; Osphronemidae. Gene Ontology annotation, molecular function: RNA polymerase II transcription regulatory region sequence-specific DNA binding; DNA-binding transcription factor activity, RNA polymerase II-specific.